This is a messenger RNA of Eutrema salsugineum, 618 nucleotides long. RefSeq names its product F-box/kelch-repeat protein At4g38940-like. Gene Ontology annotation, molecular function: protein binding. Bases 1 to 618 code for a protein of 205 amino acids. The record is from RefSeq and is a predicted model, not a curated record. The transcript has 2 exons. Lineage: Eukaryota; Viridiplantae; Streptophyta; Magnoliopsida; Brassicales; Brassicaceae.
AUGGCGUUAAGUAUCGACUGCAGAUCUCACACGGUGCAACGCCUCCCCGACAUGCCUGUGCCAAUGUCUGGUACGGUCGCUGACGUUAUCGAUGGUAGAAUCUACAUAAUUGGAGAUGGCGGUAAUUAUGUCUUGGAGAAGGUGAUGGUGGUGUUCGAUACAAAAUCACAAAAGUGGGAGUCUAGGGUUAUAAAGCCAGGCGUUGAGCUAGGUGACACGUGGUCGUAUGGUUGUGUGGUGAUGGCCGAUAAGCUGUACACGAGGGAUGAUCAUAAUAGCUUUGUUUACGAGCCAAAGGAAUGUAAAUGGGAAACAGACGAGAUGCUGAAUUUUCAGAAGUGGAGGGAUGCAUGUGUUGUUGAUGACGUAUUGUACUCCCUAAAUCCGGAUGAGAACUACAAGUUAAGAGCGUAUGAUCCAGCCCAAAAGUGUUGGAGAGUGGUGAAAGGUUUGGAAAAGUUGUUGUCUAAGUUUUUAGGCUGGCCAUACACUGUGAGUUACGGUGGGAAACUGGCUUUAUUUUUCCAAGUUGGAGGAAGAACAACUGAGAUUUGUGUGCGGAGAUUUCGCUGGAAACACAUCAAGGAGGAGAGAUUUGGGGAACUCUUCUUCAUAUAA